Messenger RNA from Gorilla gorilla gorilla (western lowland gorilla), 4503 nucleotides. RefSeq names its product zinc finger CCCH-type containing 11B (gene ZC3H11B). Lineage: Eukaryota; Metazoa; Chordata; Mammalia; Primates; Hominidae. The record is from RefSeq and is a predicted model, not a curated record. The transcript has a single exon. Gene Ontology annotation, molecular function: metal ion binding. Gene Ontology annotation, biological process: poly(A)+ mRNA export from nucleus.
UUCGUCUUUAAAUGAACUCUUUUUUUUGUUUUUUUUUUGUUUUGUUUUUGAGGAGAUAACUAACCCUAGCUGUCUCCAGUCUGACAAAGGUUAUUUGAAUGGACUUAAUCUCCCAGUAGUUGGGAGAUGUUUUAAAAACACAUGCUGUGUUUGAAUUGUGGCUGAGAGGUUUUCUUGGCAAUGUGAGGAGGAAAAUUUUUUCUGCCUCAUUAUUAUUAAUUCAUGGAUUGAGUGUUGGUUCGACCUACAGGCGUAAUAGAUUGGAACUCAGUGAAGACACAGACGUUCCUGUUGAGAGCAACCAGCUAAUGAUUACAGUUUAAAGACAAUUUCUGUGAUCAAGUUGUCAUUUGGAAGAUUAAACCCAUUUCACGAAGACUUGGAGCCUGGUCCUUGCUUUCAGGAAGCAGUGGCUUGUUUCAAGAAGCCACUUCUGAUCUAAGAAUCUACCCAGCAUGCCUAAUCAAGGAGAAGACUGCUAUUUUUUUUUCUAUUCUACAUGUACCAAAGGUGACAGCUGCCCGUUCCGUCACUGUGAAGCUGCACUAGGAAAUGAAACUGUUUGCACAUUAUGGCAAGAAGGGCGCUGUUUUCGACGGGUGUGCAGGUUUCGGCACAUGGAGAUUGAUAAAAAACGCAGUGAAAUUCCUUGUUAUUGGGAAAAACAGCCAACAGGAUGUCAAAAAUUAAACUGCGCUUUCCAUCACAAUAGAGGACGAUAUGUUGAUGGCCUUUUCCUACCUCCGAGCAAAAGUGUAUUGCCCACUGUGCCUGAGUCACCAGAAGAGGAAGUGAAGGCUAGCCAACUUUCAGUUCAGCAGAACAAAUUGUCUGUCCAGUCCAAUCCUUCCCCUCAGCUGCGGAGCGUUAUGAAAGUAGAAAGUUCCGAAAAUGUUCCUAGCCCCAAGCAUCCACCAGUUGCAAUUAAUGCUGCAGAUGAUGAUGAAGAUGAUGAUGAUCAGUUUUCUGAGGAAGGUGAUGAAACCAAAACACCUACCCUGCAACCAACUCCUGAAGUUCACAAUGGAUUACGAGUGACUUCUGUCCGGAAACCUGCAGUCAAUAUAAAGCAAGGUGAAUGUUUGCAUUUUGGAAUAAAAACUCUUGAGGAAAUUAAGUCAAAGAAAAUGAAGGAAAAAUCUGAGGAGCAAGGUGAGGGUUCUUCAGGAGUUUCCAGUCUUUUACUCCACCCUGAGCCUGUUCCAGGUCCUGAAAAAGAAAAUGUCAGGACUGUGGUGAGGACAGUAACUCUCUCCACCAAACAAGGAGAAGAACCCUUGGUUAGAUUGGGUCUUACUGAGAGACUGGGGAAACGAAAAUUUUCGGCAGGCAGUGACAGUGAUCCUCCAUUAAAGCGUAGCCUGGCGCAGAGGCUAGGGAAGAAAGUUGAAGCUCCAGAAACUAACACUGACGAAACACCAAAGAAAGCUCAAGUUUCCAAGUCUCUUAAGGAGCGAUUAGGCAUGUCAGCUGAUCCAAAUAAUGAGGACGCAACAGAUAAAGUUAAUAAAGUUGGUGAGAUCCGUGUGAAGACAUUAGAAGAAAUGCUUCUUGAAAGAGCCAGUCAGAAACAUGGGGAAUCGCAAACUAAACUCAAGACAGAAGGACCUUCAAAAACUGAUGAUUCUACUUCAGGAGCAAGAAGCUCCUCCACUAUCCGUAUCAAAACCUUCUCUGAGGUCCUGGCUGAAGAAGAACAUAGGCAGCAGGAAGCAGAGAGACAAAAAAGCAAAAAGGAUACAACUUGCAUGAAGCUAAAGACUGAUAGUGAAAUUUAAAAAACAGUAGUUUUGCCACCCAUUGUUGCCAGCAAAGGACAAUCAGAGGAGCCUGCAGGUAAAACAAAGUCCAUGCAGGACGUGCAGAUGAAGACGCUGGAAGAAAUUAAACUGGAGAAGGCACCGAGGGUGCAGCAGAGCUCUGAGAGCAGCACCAGCUCCCCGUCUCAACAUGAGGCCACUCCAGGGGCAAGGUUGCUGCUGCGAAUCACCGGAAGAACAUGGAGGAAAGAAGAGAAGAAACUUCAGAAAGGAAAUGAAGUUGAUUUUCAGAGCAGUAUUAGAAUAGAAGCUACAGAGGCUUCAGUUGAGACCACAGGAGUUGACAUCACUAAAAUUCAAGUCAAGAGAUGGGAGAGCAUGAGAGAGAUGCGCAUGCGGAAACAGCAGGAGAGGGAAAAAUCCGUCUUGACACCUCUUCAGGGAGAUGUAGCCUCUUGCAAUACCCAAGUGGCAGAGAAACCAGUGCUCACUGCUGUGCCAGGAAUCACAUGGCACCUGACCAAGCAGCUUCCCACAAAGUCAUCCCAGAAGGUGGAGGUAGAAACCUCAGGGAUUGGAGGCUCAUUAUUGAAUGUGAAAUGUGCAGCACAGACCUUGGAAAAAAGGGGUGAAGCUAAACCCAAAGUGAACGCAAAGCAAUCUGUGGUUAAAGUUGUGUCAUCCCCCAAAUUGGCCCCAAAACGUAAGGCAGUGGAGAUGCACCCUGCUGUCACUGCCGCUGUGAAGCCACUCAGCUCCAGCAGCGUCCUACAGGAACCCCCAGCCAAAAAGGCAGCUGUGGCUGUUGUGCCGCUUGUCUCUGAGGACAAAUCAGUCACUGUGCCUGAAGCAGAAAAUCCUAGAGACAGUCUUGUGCUGCCUCCAACCCAGUCCUCUUCAGAUUCCUCACCCCUGGAGGUGUCUGGCCCUUCCUCAUCCCAAAUGAGCAUGAAAACUCGCCGACUCAGCUCUGCCUCAACAGGAAAGCCCCCACUCUCUGUGGAGGAUGAUUUUGAGAAACGAAUGUGGGGGAUUUCAGGAGGCAAAUUGGAAGCUGAGAUUGACCUGGAUCCUGGGAAAGACGAAGAUGACCUUCCGCUUGAGCUAUGAGAAAUGAUUGAUAGCUGAAGGUGGUAGUGAGGACACUUUAAAAAAAAAUCGCCAAAAAACUGGACUUAGUUUCAUCUAUUGUAACAUUUACCUGAGAUGAUCAUUUCUUUAGUCUAGAAUUUGCCCCAAAUCAGAAGUAUACCUCUGAAUUAUCUGUAUGUGUCCUGGAUUCCUUGGGGUCAGAUUUUUUAAGUUACUUUAUAACCAUUUUGUCCAUUUGAUGCCAUUGUUUAUCAUCUUUUGAGAAAAAAGUUCUGUCAUACCCUUCUCUCCACAAAAAAGAGACUGAGAGGGAGAUCAAGUGAAAGGGUGCAAGCGAACUUCGUGACUCCUUGAGGUGUUUGUCAGUUUUGGCUUUUUUCUCCUUUGUUGUAUUCUUUAUGUGUUGUCUUGAUGUACUUAAUAUUACCUGAGUUUGAAAUGGAUGAAGACAGCUGCUACCAUUAAGGACCAAAUUUUAUGCUACCACUAAACAAAAAUACCCACUCAGUCUGUGUUAAAUUGUAUGUCUUUUUAAAGGUAUUUAGAGAUUCAACUAAGCUUUAAAGAGGGCUGAGCAGCUCAGGAAGCCUGUAAUGUGGGCAUAACUCUUUGGACCUGAUCUUGAUGCUUCUGCUGCUCUGUUGGCCUCUGAAGAGCAAUAUCUAAUUUAUUAUUACUGUAAUUUUUUAAAAGGCUUUAAAGUGCCUCAGGGGUCCCCUGAAACUAAUUUUCUAUUUCUGGGAUUCCCUGGAUUCAUUAUAUGAGACGGUGACAUGAUUAGAGGAAUUCUUUUUUAGUAUGAAAAUUGUCCCUUUUCUUCUUCAGUACUUGCCUCCUUGCUGGCAUUGAAUUAACACAGGGACAAAAUUUGGUUAAUUUUUUAUUUCUAAUUCUCCCAACAAACCCCUGUUGCCCAGUAUUUAUUUGGUGGCCUUUAACCACCUGAGGGAAAAAAUGAGCUUAUUCAAGCUGCCAAUAUUUAUCUAUGGGCUGUAGCAGUACACUGAAUUGUACUGUGCCAGGGAUAUUGAGAUGCUCUGGGGGUGUAUUGUAUACCUGCCAGUUUUCUUCAUUUCUGAAUUGAGUUUUCUUUUCUUGAUGUUGGUUUCCUUCAUAUCACCUCAAGGUUUAGAUUUGUGAAGGAAUAAGCAUGAUGGAAAUAAUAGUCUUGAAAGGAGAUAUGUUGUAUAUAAUCAGGAGGAAGAGGAAGGAAGGACUUACCCAUUUUGAUAUUUUGCUGUAGGUGGCCAGUUCUGUUUCUCAUAGGGAAAUCUGACCCACCUGUCAUGUUGGCUCCUAAGGAACUGCUGCUGUAAGCGGCUCAUCAAGAGUUGAACUUCACGUAGCCUUGUUGGGAAUAUGGAAAAGGAAGAAAGCCACAGGACUGCCCGUUCAGUCUUGUUAAGAUUGGGAUGAUUCUGCACAAGCAAAAAUGACUCGAAAUUUAUGUAUCGACACACCUGUACCAAUCCAUCUUCAGCUGACUGAAUGUUGUAUGAUAGCCCUUCUCCAAAGCAGGGGUAGAAUGUUCAGGUUUCGCCACGGAUUUUCUACUUAUUUCGCUUUUGGAAUCAGCUUACAGAUUCCAGGUCCCUUUUGCAUAUAUUCUUUAUUCUUUUGCUUUUUUAAAAAAUAAACUUGUAUUAGUCAA